Molecule: messenger RNA, 750 nt
Organism: Aureobasidium musti
Lineage: Eukaryota; Fungi; Ascomycota; Dothideomycetes; Dothideales; Saccotheciaceae
Source: the annotation of a GenBank genome assembly
AUGAGUGGUGAAAGCAAAACCAUUCUGGCCUUUGAUGCCUACGGCACACUUCUGUCCACCGAGUCCAUUGCUAAGAAGCUCGCCUCACAUUUCGGACAAGAAAAGGCCCAGACAAUUGCAACUACAUGGCGCAAAUACCAAUUGGAAUACACAUGGCGUCUGAACAGCAUGAGUAUGCAAGCCAAACCCUACAAGCUUACACUGCGUUCGCUGCGGCACGCAUUGGCCGAAUCUUCUGUCUCACUCGAGCAAAAAGACAUCGAUGAUUUGAUGAAGGCUUAUGACUCGCUGUCCAUCUUCCCCGAUGUGGCGCCAGCCNNCCUCGAGGCGAUCUCCAAGCGCGAGGACUUCUUCCCAGUGGUGUUCUCGAACGGUACAAACACAAUGGUUUCCAAUUCGGUCAACAAGUCACCAGAUCUUUCGAAGCAUGCAUCGGUGUUCAAGGACAUUGUUGUGGUCGAAGAGCCAAAGCGAUUCAAGCCUGCACCGGAAACAUACGCUCACCUUGCCAAAUCAGUCGGAAAGGAUCCCAAUAACAAAGGGGAUAUGGCGAGUAUGUGGCUGAUCAGCGGCAACCCAUUUGACAUUACAGGUGCUCGCGCGGUAGGAAUGCAGGCAUGCUGGGUGGACAGAGCAGGCAAUGGAUGGCAGGAUGGUCUCAUCGAAGGCGAGCUCGGAAGACCAACUGCAAUUGUCAAAAGUCUGGAGGAGGUACCCAGCGCUGUCGGAGGAGUCCUGCCCGUGCAGUAA